Messenger RNA from Sparassis crispa, 438 nucleotides. RefSeq lists its product as uncharacterized. The transcript has 5 exons. The record is from RefSeq and is a predicted model, not a curated record. Lineage: Eukaryota; Fungi; Basidiomycota; Agaricomycetes; Polyporales; Sparassidaceae. Bases 1 to 438 code for a protein of 145 amino acids.
AUGCCCAAGGUCGUUUCACGCUCCGCAGUCUCAUCCUCCACGGAUGCGCAACCAACUGCAUCAUCAACAGCGGCACUGCGGGUCUAUUAUUGCAUUUGCGGAGAGUUCAUCCUUGUCAUCGACAAAAGCCUAGCUUCCCUGCCCAAGCGCAAGACAGACGGAGCGACCAUCGUCCGUACGCGGGAUGAUGCGCUUGGGAAGGCCAGGAUCUUCAAGCUCAAUGCGACACCCAAGGAUCCACUCUUGGUCGAGCGGGAAGGCGGUCACGAACGGCAGUAUAGAUUCCAUUGCCCUCGAUGUACCCUCCCGGUCGCCUAUCAGUCAACACCGCCUCCAGCGAAGUCGGGUCCGUUCCUGUACAUCAUCAAGGGUGCACUGAGUCAAAUUCAAGGGCAGGUGCCUCCAGAUGCGUUCGAUGAUGAUGGGUCGCGAGCAUAA